AUGAAGGUUCAUAAAGUCAACUCCACAACGGUCACUGAGUUUCUUAUACUGGGAUUCCCGGCUCUGAAUGAUUACAAGUUGUUUUUCUUCUCAGUUUUUCUCCUUAUGUAUUGUAUGACUAUAUGUGAGAACUUCUUGAUUAUAUUACUGGUAUCUUCAAGCCAACGUCUCCGUUCUCCGAUGUAUUUCUUCCUUGGACACUUGGCACUGUCAGACAUCGUCCUUGUGACAAUUAUUGUUCCUAAGAUGCUGGAUAUCAUCGUAAAAGAAGGGAACACGAUGCCUUUUGUUGGGUGUUUCACUCAAUCUUAUAUAUAUGGCGGGGUGGUCGGUGCUCAGUGUUUUUUGCUUACAGCCAUGUCCUUUGACCGCUACUUGGCCAUCUGUAGACCUCUUCAUUAUAUUUCAAUCAUGAGUGUUAAGCUUAGAUACAUCCUGGUCAUCUUAUCCUGGGGGCUCAGCUUUACGUUAAUUUCCAUCACACUUGUACUUGUAUGUGGUUUAGAUUUUUGUGGGCCAAACGUUAUUAACCAUUUCUUUUGUGACUUGGCUCCUGUCUUAGAACUUUCUUGCUCAGACACAAGCGGUAUGGCUAUUGAAAUGAUUGUCCUCUCUAUUCCUAUAGUUCUGUUACCUUUCUUACUUGUAAUUAUAUCAUAUGUCUGUAUUUUUGUCACCAUCUUCAGAAUUUCCUCCACCUCAAGCCGGCAAAAAACCUUCUCCACUUGUAGCUCUCACUUGGGGGUUGUUUCUACCUAUUAUGGUUCCAUGCUCAUCAUCUACAUGGUCCCUUACAGAGGACAUUCUGUGCCUGUUAACAAGUUUAUAUCUCUUCUUUACAUUAUCCUGACCCCCCUUCUAAACCCUGUUAUAUACAGUCUAAAAAACCAAGAGAUUCAGUCUUCUAUGAUUAUUUAUUGGAUAGCGUGCCAUAAAAAAAGAGCCUCUUAG
Molecule: messenger RNA, 951 nt
Organism: Bufo gargarizans (Asiatic toad)
Lineage: Eukaryota; Metazoa; Chordata; Amphibia; Anura; Bufonidae
Product: olfactory receptor 1468-like
Exons: 1
Coding region: 1-951 (316 amino acids)
Biological process (GO): G protein-coupled receptor signaling pathway
Cellular component (GO): membrane
Molecular function (GO): G protein-coupled receptor activity; olfactory receptor activity
Source: RefSeq, a predicted model, not a curated record